AUCAAUAUGGAACUUUCAAAUCAAUCAGAUAUUUCUGAAUUCUUUCUUAUUGGGCUUACAUAUGCUCCAGAUAUUGAGUCAUUUAUUUUCACCUUGUUCCUGUCUAUAUAUUUUGUUACAGUUUUCGGAAACAUUCUUGUUAUACUGGCUGUAAGCUCUGACACUCACCUCCACACUCCUAUGUACUUCUUCAUUGCUAAUCUGUCUUUUACUGACAUCUGUAUAAGUACAACAAUAAUCCCAAAGAUGCUAGUGAACAUCCAAACACAGGACCAAAGUAUCAGCUACGCCGGCUGCCUGUCCCAGGUGUGUUUUGUUUUGAUUUUUGGUACCUUAGAAAAUUGUAUCCUUGCUGUGAUGGCCUAUGACCGCUACUUGGCCAUAAGUCAUCCCCUGAGUUACACAGUUAUCAUGAACCCUUUACUCUGUGUAUUGCUUAUUUUUCUCUCACUGUUGAUAAGUAUCAUGUAUGGACUACUGCAUAGUCUGAUGUUGCUAAAUUUGUCUUUCUGCACAGACCAUAAUAUCUUCCACUUCUUUUGUGAACUUGUUCAAGUCAUCAAACUUGCUUGUUCUGAUACGUUCAUCAAUACCCUCCUUAUAUACACAGUUCCUAGUAUCAUUGGUGGUAUUUCUAUUGCUGGGAUUAUUUUCUCUUAUAUUCAAAUUAUGUCCUCAAUUCUCAAGAUCUCAUCAGUCCAGGGACGGAAUAAAGCCUUUUCUACCUGUGGCUCUCAUCUCUCAGUAGUGUCCUUAUUCUAUGGGACAGCUUUUGGAGUGUAUAUGAGUUCUGCCAUUUCUGACUCUUCUGUUAAAAAUGUAGUAUUUUCUAUGAUGUAUAUUGUGGUGCCUCAAAUGCUGAACCCUUUUAUAUACAGUUUGAGAAACAAAGAAAUGAAACAGGCAAUGAGACACCUCAUCAUUUUUGUGGUCUUAUCAUCUCCAUAA
Molecule: messenger RNA, 948 nt
Organism: Chionomys nivalis (European snow vole)
Lineage: Eukaryota; Metazoa; Chordata; Mammalia; Rodentia; Cricetidae
Product: olfactory receptor 7G2-like
Exons: 1
Coding region: 7-948 (313 amino acids)
Biological process (GO): G protein-coupled receptor signaling pathway
Cellular component (GO): membrane
Molecular function (GO): olfactory receptor activity; G protein-coupled receptor activity
Source: RefSeq, a predicted model, not a curated record